GCCCGCAGCCCCGCCCUUCCCCCAGACAUCUAGGAGCGGGGAGGUGUGAACGGCCUCCUUUGUGCCUCUGAACGGAGGCAAUUAGGCGCUGCUUAUCUGGGAAUUAGUCGUCCCAGCAAACCGGGCUUCCGCCCCCUCCUCCUGGGCGUAUAAAUGGCGGAGCCCGCGGUGCCACCCGCGCCUGGCCAGCCCCGCCUGGCCUUCCCUCCGGCCCACCUGGCCGCCAUGCGUCUCUCCUCCUCCCCACCUCGUGGCCCGCAGCAGCCCUCCAGCUUUGGCUCGGUGGACUGGCUCUCCCAGAGCAGCUGCCCGAGGCCCACCCACACCCUCAGGCCUGCCAACGCCUCCCCAGGGGUCCUGCCUGGCCUGGGCCAGGCACCAGCUACCCGGGAGCCCCCUCAGGCCAUCAGCAUGGAGGAGGCUAGGUCCCCACAUCUGCCUGUGCCGCAGAGGACUGUGGCUGGGUUGAGUGGGGAGCCAAACCCCUGGCGGGCUCCUGUCCACACAGCCUUCAGCACCAAGCAGGUCCGCGCCCUGGAGGGCGUCUUCCAGCACCACCAGCACCUGGGCCCUCUGGAGCAGAAGAGGCUGGCCAGGGAGGUGCAGCUCUCAGAGCUCCAGGUAAAAACCUGGUUUCAGAAUCGCCAGAUGAAGCACAAACGGGAGGUGCAGGAUGCCCAGCUGAACAGCCCCUUUUUGGGGUCUCUCCACCUGCCCCCGGCUCCCCACUCACCGUCUCCUGGCCUGGCCAGUGACCUGCAGCUGCUGUGCCCCUGGGCACCCCUGCCCAGGCCCCAGGCUCUGAUGCUGCUCCUGGGCUCCUUCUGGGGUCUCUGCCAGGUGGGACAAGAGGCCCUGGCCUCUGCCUGGCCAUCCUGCUGCGGGCAGCCCCUGGCAUACCACCUCAGCCCAGGACAUGGCGUGCAAACUCGGGGACCAGUGCUGUCCAUGGGGCCCUGAGGCCUGCGUGCUCUGCCUCAGACGGGGGAUGCAUUUUGA
This is a messenger RNA of Cebus imitator (Panamanian white-faced capuchin), 999 nucleotides long. It is a transcript of the gene VENTX, whose product is annotated as VENT homeobox. Gene Ontology annotation, biological process: regulation of transcription by RNA polymerase II. The record is from RefSeq and is a predicted model, not a curated record. NCBI's taxonomy places the organism in Eukaryota, Metazoa, Chordata, Mammalia, Primates, Cebidae. Gene Ontology annotation, molecular function: DNA-binding transcription factor activity, RNA polymerase II-specific; RNA polymerase II cis-regulatory region sequence-specific DNA binding.